Camponotus floridanus (Florida carpenter ant) is the source of this 697-nucleotide messenger RNA. RefSeq names its product 40S ribosomal protein S7. The coding region runs from base 89 to 670 and encodes 193 amino acids. Gene Ontology annotation, cellular component: cytosolic small ribosomal subunit; small-subunit processome; ribosome. Gene Ontology annotation, biological process: translation; rRNA processing; ribosomal small subunit biogenesis. The record is from RefSeq and is a predicted model, not a curated record. The transcript has 5 exons. Gene Ontology annotation, molecular function: structural constituent of ribosome. NCBI's taxonomy places the organism in Eukaryota, Metazoa, Arthropoda, Insecta, Hymenoptera, Formicidae.
UCAAAACUCAGAAAAAACGUGCAAAUAUCCACAUAUCAGUUGUACAUCUACGUUAAUUCCUUUUUUUCACGGUUGUCAAGUGAGCAAGAUGUUCACGGCGAACGCUAAAAUAAUUAAAAGCGGUGGAGCCGAACCCGACCAAUUCGAGGCGAGCAUCUCUAAUGCUCUUCUGGAAUUGGAGAUGAAUAGCGAUUUAAAGUCGCACCUGAGAGAACUUUAUAUUACCAAGGCAAAAGAAUUAGAAACAAAUAAUAAGAAGUCUAUAAUUAUCUACGUUCCCAUGCCCAAAUUAAAAGCAUUUCAAAAGAUACAGACACGAUUAGUACGUGAAUUAGAGAAGAAAUUUUCUGGGAAACAUGUAAUGUUUGUUGGAGAACGUAAAAUUUUACCAAAACCGACGAGGAAAACUCGUACCAAGAAUAAACAAAAGCGUCCUAGAAGCCGGACAUUGACCUCUGUUUAUGAUGCCUUAUUGGAGGAUAUUGUAUAUCCUGUGGAAAUUGUAGGCAAACGUAUUAGAGUGAAACUUGAUGGAUCUCAAGUUAUUAAAGUCCAUUUGGACAAAAACGAGCAAACAAACAUCGAGCAUAAGGUUGAUACUUUUGCUUCGGUGUAUAAACAAUUGACUGGGCGGGAUGUAACAUUCGAAUUUCCCGAAUCAUAUGUAUGAUUUCUUAAAUAUAAAAAUAUUGAAGUA